UGGGAAUCGACAGCCCGGACACACAUUAGCCCGGCCCAGCCCCGUGCAGGAAGCCAGCGGGCGCGUAUCGCCAUUCAGCCCGGAGCUGGGCGCUGGAGCCGCCUCUGCGGGGGGAAGCGAAGUUCCUCGCGGGGAGGGCUGGGGCAGCGCGGCUCGCUCCGGUCCCGGGGGUUCGUAUUGGGAAAGUUUAUGGCGUGGAUUAAACGCGCCCGCGCUCCCCCGGGGCCAACGCCAGUGAGCUCAGGGGUGGCCCGGUUCAGCUUUUGCAAUGUCCAGGUUUUAUCCUGAAGUGCGGGCGCCUGGGGUCACGGUUGGAAGAACCGCCGGACCCCCCAGCCCUGUUUACUCCCCGGCGUGCUGAGGCUGGCGUUUUGCAAGCCCUGGGCAGGCAGAAGAGGCCAGAGGCUUUGAUGACGCCUUCCCAGCUGGAAGGGCCAGAUCUGUCUUUGCAACCCUUCGCUUCCCCGAGGCGUCCUGUAUAUAAACCCCCAGCCCGGUCACCACUCACCUGUGCUGCACAGGUGCCGAAGCCCAGUCCCUGCCAACUUCAAAUGACAAGGGACAGUGCAGGGAAGCCAGGCUGUGACCCCACUACCCCAGCCCAGGCCUCUGUGACCGCAGAAUGGGCCCGGGGGGCGCUUUAAAGGAGCCUGGAGCUGUUCAGACAGGAGCCAGCCGCAUUUCGUGCCAUGCUGUGGCCAGGACAGCGCUGGGUGGAUGGUGAGGACACUGUGCCUGUUUUACUUUCACUGUAGUUUUUUCUUUUUUAAAACUUCCUUGUACUUGGUCAUCUUUGGCUCCUGCGUGGAUGCUGAAAGUGGAGUUAAGGAGCUCUGCCUACUUUAGUGUCUUUGCCUUUUUCUCUCCGCCCGGGAAGCGGCGUGUAACAGAAGCCCAGGCAUUGCAGCGGUAAAAAACAUUCAUUAGCCCGUGGGUUACUUCUCUAUUUCUAUCAACGGCUGAAAUUGCAAAAUUGACCAAGCAAACCUAGACACCCAAGGAAACAGAUGUUGGAGGCGACUGCUCCAGAAAGAAGCUGAGGUGCCGUAAUCCAAGGGCCUGGCUUUAGGGUGAGAAGAAGGUGCAGUGAACCCAGACACCGUGAACUGCCUCAGGAUGGCCCUAGGGCCUGUGAGCUGGAGGGCUUCCUGCAUUCUGGGGGUGCUUUGGACGCUGAGCUGCGGGGCUGGUGCUUCAGGAGCCGACUCUGGAUCACGGGGUGUUGGGAGCCGAAUGCCCCCCCAGCUGGAAAUCGGGAAUGAGGCUGAUGGCAUCCGGUAUGCCCAGCACCAGGACAGGCCUGUAGAUUGCUGGGAAGUACGGACCCAGAACAGCUCCAAGUGGUGCCACUUCAUCCAGACCAACCCGGACUGCCAGAUGGACAGCGGCUUCCUCAACUACCUGAACGGGGUCUUCUGCGUCUUCCCCUUGGGGCUGCUGCCGCUGGUGGUGACCUUAUACGUGCUCUGGCUGCUGUAUCUGUUCCUCAUCCUGGGAGUGACAGCUGAGAAGUUCUUCUGCCCCAACUUAUCUGCGAUCUCCACCAAUCUGAGACUGGCCCACAAUGUAGCAGGCGUCACCUUCCUGGCCUUUGGGAACGGCGCGCCCGAUGUCUUCAGUGCUGUGGUGGCGUUCUCCGACCCCCGGACUGCCGGGCUGGCUAUCGGCGCUCUCUUUGGCGCGGGCGUGUUUGUGACCACGGUGGUGGCCGGCGGGAUCGCCCUGCUCAAGCCCUUCACGGUGGCCUCCAGGCCGUUCCUCAGGGAUGCCAUCUUCUACAUGGUGGCCGUGUUUCUGACCUUCACAGUGCUGUACUUCCGGAGGAUCACCCUGGCGGGGGCGCUGAGCUACCUCGGGCUGUACAUCUUCUACGUUCUGACAGUCGUGAUCUGCACCUGGAUUCACAGGAGGCAGCGUGGGGAAGGGUUGUCCCCUGCCGGCUCCGGCCAGCCAGAUCGUGCGUCCGACCUGGAAGAUGAGGAUUCCCUCUCGUCCAGUGUUCACAGUGAGGAGUACGAGGAGGAAUACCGGCCCCUGCUCCCCUCCGAGGAGGGGACUCUACAGAUCCUGACCAAGUCCGUGAACCCUCUGGAUCGCAGGAAGUGGAGGAGGAAAUCCUGCUACUGGAGAUUCCUCAAGGUUUUCAAGAUGCCGGUGGAGUUCGUGAUGCUGCUCACGGUGCCUGUGGUGGAUCCCGAUCAGGAGGACCACAACUGGAAGAGACCUCUCAACUGCCUGCACCUGAUCACCAGCCCCUUGGUCUGCAUCCUCACGCUGAAAUCUGGUGCCUAUGGGCUGUAUAAAAUCCAGGGGGUCUUCCCAGUCUGGGGCCUGGGAAUCCUGAUUGGUGCUUUCCUGGCUGCUAUUGUCUUCUGCACUACAAAGAACGAGGAGCUGCCCAAGUAUCACUGCGUGUUCGCCUUCUUGGGUUUCUUGGCCAGCGCCCUGUGGAUUAACGCAGUCGCCACCGAGGUGGUCAACAUCCUGCGGACCUUAGGCGUGGUCUUCCAGCUGAGCAACACCGUGCUGGGCCUGACGCUGCUUGCCUGGGGAAACAGCAUCGGCGACACUUUCUCGGACCUCACCAUGGCGCGGCACGGAUACCCCCGCAUGGCCUUCUCUGCUUGCUUUGGGGGCAUCAUCUUCAAUAUGCUGGUGGGAGUGGGACUGGGCUGUUUGCUGCAGAUGACAAGCAGCCAGCUGGCAGUAAAGCUGGAGCUGGAUGGUCUUCUGGUCUGGAUUCUGGCUGGAGCACUGGGGCUGAGUCUGGUCUUUUCCUUCAUAUCAGUGCCAGCUCAGUGCUUCCAGCUGGGCCGAGGGUACGGGGUCUGCCUCCUCCUCUACUACCUGGCCUUCCUCACGGUAGCGUUGCUGACGGAGUUCAAGGUGAUCCAGCUCCCCGCCCCCUGACGGCAUCGCCGCCGGACGCCAUCUUGUCUCUUAGCACCUCUGGCGAGAAUGGUGGGAGCGGGGUGACGCGCCUGCAGGGCUUGGACCAACCUGCUGAUAGCAAAGGGGCAAGAGGCGACAGUGGGAUGGCCAGAUGCAGGAGAGCAACUGGCAUGAGACUUUCCACAUUCGCUGGCUGGGCCAGUUCUAUUCCCAGUGAAUCACUGAAGGACACGCCACCAGGAGGGGAGGGAGACGGAGCUCCCUUCCUGGUGAGCACAGCUCUGGACACGUAUCCAUUUCUCUACGCUGAAGGCAUUAUGACAAUUGGAACUUCCCACCUGGAGGGCGCGUGCUUUCGAUCCUGUACACUAAGGUUCCCAUGACCCUGCCGCCCCAGGAAAGGAAACUGGAGCGGCAGGAGGUGAGGCUACAUUGCUGCUCGGUUUAGACAUCCUCUGGCCCAGGGGCUACCCAGCCAAAUGAGAGGUCAACCCAGGGCUGCUGGGACUUCGUCACUGGGACUCCACUGCCAGUAUUAACUUCCAAUUGAUUAUUUUAAGGAAAGGGAUCAUUUAGAUUUAGAACCGGGACUGUUUUGUUAAUUAAAGAAAGAUUGGUUUUCAGAGGAAGGCUUUGCAUUACAUUUUAAAUGGGGAUCAGUUUAAAUCCCUGCUGCCGUAAGUGGCAUUUUGCAGCUGCACAGAAAGGGGGGUUAUGGGCAGGUUUUUUAGCCUUCCCCCUAUAAGACAAGCGAUCAUUAUUCAUGGCACAAUAAAGCAAUUCUGUGAAAUGACCGUUUCAGUGCAACUUGGAAAGACUUGUCAGUGCUCCAGUGGCCUCGCUACGUACCCUCUUAGUCUCUGGAAACCGAGGUUAGGCUCACAUGCUUUAUGGAAGGGUUACAAAAUAAAACGUUCAGUGGUUUCUGCCUAGUGA
Malaclemys terrapin pileata is the source of this 3828-nucleotide messenger RNA. It is a transcript of the gene SLC8B1, whose product is annotated as solute carrier family 8 member B1. Gene Ontology annotation, molecular function: calcium:sodium antiporter activity. Gene Ontology annotation, biological process: calcium export from the mitochondrion; intracellular calcium ion homeostasis. Bases 1117 to 2910 code for a protein of 597 amino acids. The record is from RefSeq and is a predicted model, not a curated record. The transcript has 15 exons. Lineage: Eukaryota; Metazoa; Chordata; Testudines; Emydidae. Gene Ontology annotation, cellular component: membrane.